Molecule: messenger RNA, 1294 nt
Organism: Physcomitrium patens
Lineage: Eukaryota; Viridiplantae; Streptophyta; Bryopsida; Funariales; Funariaceae
Product: putative xyloglucan endotransglucosylase/hydrolase protein 5
Biological process (GO): xyloglucan metabolic process; cell wall biogenesis
Molecular function (GO): xyloglucan:xyloglucosyl transferase activity; hydrolase activity, hydrolyzing O-glycosyl compounds
Source: RefSeq, a predicted model, not a curated record
UUCUGCAUUAACAGUGUGUAUAAGUUUGUCUUGAAAUAAUGGAUGAUCAGCUGGGCCGUCUUGUGGGUGAUUAGUUAGUUUUCUGAGUAUGAUUCUGAAGAUCAUCAGAGAUGGGAUCCGGAAUUCUGAUGCUACUUCUGAUCGCAGCUUUACUAAAUCAGGCCACACCUCAACCGAAUGUGUCUUUUGGGGAUUUAUACACGCCCAUGUCAGAUUCUGCCCACACGCGCGUUCUCGGCGGAGGAUCGACUGUGGAACUCCUUCUGGAUCGUGCAUCAUCGGGAACAUGCGGCUCAUGGGGUACGUACUUGUUUGGCACCUUCUCAAUUGGAGUUAGAGCAGUGCCUGGAAACUCCGCUGGCACUGUAACAGCAUUCUACUUGCAAUCGUCUACGGCGUCAGACAUUGAUCAACACGAUGAAAUAGAUUUUGAAUUGCUGGGCCGCAUCAGUCCACGCGAUCCCUACAUUCUCCAAACAAAUAUCUACGUCAAUGGCACUGGCAGACGUGAGCAGCGAAUGGCACUUUGGUUUGACCCCAGCACAGACUAUCACUACUUUUCAUUACAAUGGAGCAGAGAUUUGAUUGUAUUCUACGUGGAUUACGUGCCAAUCCGAGUGUUUCGAAACAACGCGGCUUUGGGCGUCCCCUACCCCGACUACAACCCCAUGAGAGCAUACGCAAGCUUGUGGGACGGCAGCAUCUGGGCCACGGUGGAUGGCAACAUGCGUGUUCAUCCCGUCAACUGGGCUGACGCACCAUUUGUAGCAUCUUUCGCAGACUUUGACCUUCACACUGCUUGCAAUGCCACCACUACCACUCAGCAAGCAGCUUGCGAGCGUGAUGGGGGAGGAAACCGCACCAAACAAAGUCUAGAUUUAAAUGACAUUUCAAAUCUCAGCAAUAUUCACAGCAGGUAUAUUGUCUAUGACUACUGCAGCGAUACCAUGAGACCCGACUAUCCAGCUAUCGAAUGUGCAAACAACCGAUACGACUAGCUACAAUAAAACCAAACACAAUCUGACAUAAAUGAAACUUUUAGGUCAAGAUAGGAUUCAUCAGAGCAAAGCAAUAGGGGCAAACGAAAUUAAGGUAACUACACUAACAGUUAAAUUAAGGUACUCAAAGGAUCGGUCGGACAUAAUAAUUAAAGGUAACCAGCAAGAGUUCGAAAGAAUCAGAAGAGCUCAUGUUCCAAAAGUACUCAACUACAGUAGGUAAUACCACCUGGUAUACAAAAGAAAGACAAAGGAUUAUAAUAAACAUACAAAAAUCAAUGCAAGUUGUGAAAACA